Molecule: messenger RNA, 1140 nt
Organism: Verticillium alfalfae VaMs.102
Lineage: Eukaryota; Fungi; Ascomycota; Sordariomycetes; Glomerellales; Plectosphaerellaceae
Exons: 3
Coding region: 1-1140 (379 amino acids)
Source: RefSeq, a predicted model, not a curated record
AUGGUUUCUUUCACCAAUUUCUUGUCAGCGUCAACUGUGCUGGCUAUCACCCAUGCGCACGGCGUCAUUUUGAAUGCCCAGGGACCUGCGGUCAACCCCGACCUUCCUCGCAAUUGCACGACCAUCUCUCCCUGCCAGCAGGACGCAACCCUGAUCAGAGACGCGGAGAUUCAGCAAAAUCUCGUCAACGAGUGUGGUCGAACUGAACUGGCCGGUAAUAUCGACAUUGGCGAGAACACCGAAAACGCUCUGGCCGCCAAUGCUGUUACCCAAGUCACCAAGGGAAGCUCUAUUGAGGUUACAAUCCACCAAGUCAACGCUGAUGGUGCCGGCCCUUACGUUUGCGAUCUUGAUCAAACGAGCAACGGCCUUCGCCUCGUCGGUCAGAUUCCGUUGAACGUCACAAAUAAUGUUCCCGGUGCCAACGGCUUCUCCCAAGCCAAGGCGCAGCAGUUCAAGAUGACCGUCACUCUGCCCGACGACCUGGCCUGUACAGGUGCCUCUACCGGCAACGUGUGCACAGUCCGCUGCCGGAAUAAUGCCGUCGCCGGGCCCUUUGGCGGCUGCUUCCCUGUCCAGCAGACCGACGUUGAGCCCAAGGUCAACACUCCCGCCAACUUGGCGUCGGCUCAGAGUCUCGAACUCACCCUCGCUCAGACCCAAAACAACCAGGCCGACCUAGUCAAGGCGCUCGAGGCCAACGCCAACGCCGGCACAGACGAAGCCAAGCAGAACCUUGCUGCUGUCGAGGCCAUCCUCAAUAUUAACCCUACCACCAAAGCCGCCCCAGUUCAAACCCCGGAUCUACCUGCGGCGCCUGCUGCUUCGAGCAGCACGGCUACAUCUGCGACUGCUGAGGCUACCGAGGGUGCCGGCAACGGUAACGGCAACGGAAGUGAAAACGGAAAUGGGAAUGCUGGUAACGGCAACAACAGGGGUGGCAAUGCUGGCGGCAACAACAACAAUAAUAACGGAAAUGGCGCCGGUAAUGGAAAUGACAACGGACGGGGUCGAAAUGGCGGCGAUACCAAUGGUGACGGUGGUGCUGGCAACACUGGCAAUGCUGGUGUUGGGGGUGGUCGAUUUGGGAACAACAACAAGCGCAGCAAUGGACUUAGGUGGUCUAACAGAAUGGCAUAA